UAUUUUUGUUAUGAUCGGGAUAAUUGGAUUAGCCCUUCGGCUUCCCGUUUUCCGAUCCAUUCGAUGGCCAUCGUUCAUGGUCGGUUCAGUGUGAGAAUUGUAGAACUAUGUCAGGUAUCCAGGUUAUCGUCCCAGGAUGUUAGUUGAGCAGUGCCAGGCAGUCGUACAACACCUCAGCGGAGCGCGGUUUCCAAUUUGACCAUGUGGGUGACGGUGAAGAACAAAAAUGGUUCCCAUUCGAUGCAGUUCGCAUUGCGUAACGUGUUUCAUUUUGAUUUGUAACGAUAGUUGAUUCCCCUUGUGAGGAUUCCAGUUGGGUGACGCAAGCUCAAACCAAAUCUACCAGAUGAUCAACAAAGUGUGCGCGGAUGUUCUUGAUCUAAGAGGUGGACUUUUCCUGGGGAACUUCCAUUUAGAAUUUAUUUUCAAUCGAUACCGAAGUAGCCAACGGGAAGGCACGAAAAGGGUACAUCGUGUCGCAACGUUUUAAUUGAAUAAUUGCACUCGGUCCGGUCGGGCGUCUAGUGGAAGUUGUUGGAGGAGAGCGAAAAUGGACGCCCAAAGUGAACCCUUGAAGGAGGAACGCGAUAAAAACGAGUCUGAAGAACCGUUCGAUUUGGAUGAACUUUUACCGGUAAUAGGAGAAUUUGGACGUUAUCAAAAGCUGCUGCUGUGGCUUAUCUGUCUUCCGGCUUGCAUUCCAUGUGGAUUUUGUGCCUUCAACCAGCUGUUCAUGACCGACGUUCCAGGCGAUUAUUGGUGCAAGAUACCAGACCUGCAGAACUAUAGCGUUGAGGAGAGGAAACAGUACGGCAUCCCAGUGAUCCAGCAUGAUGGCGUCGAAGAAUUCAGUAAGUGCACCCGGUAUGCAGUGGACUGGAACGAAAUCUUUGCCAGCAAUGAUCAUGCGGUGGUUAUUCCUAAUAGCACGUGGCCAGUCGAGCAUUGCCGCGAUGGCUGGGAAUAUAAUACCACCGAGGUGAAGUCAUCGAUAGUGAUUGAUUUUGAUCUUGUGUGCGAGUACGACAUCUACCCCACCUUGGGAUUGGUUGCACUCAACACGGGUGGACCCGUGGGAGUGUACCUUUUCGGACUGCUCAACGAUCGCGCCGGUCGACGGAUAUCGUACUUCUCUUGCCUGGCUACCCUACUGUUGGGAAGUUUUAUCACCGCCGCCAGCACAGAUUUUGGCAUGUGGGCAUUCAGCCGAGUUAUCGUGGGUCUCACAAUCCCUGCAGUUUAUCAAAUCCCAUUUAUCAUAGCACUGGAGUUGGUAGGACCGGGUUAUCGGUCGUUCGUCACUGUGAUGACCUGCACGUUCUAUACCUUUGGCCUGAUGAUGCUGUCCGGGGUCACAUACCUGAUUAGGGAUUGGGUACAAUUGACUCUGUGCACUUCGGUUCCGUUCCUGGUAUAUUUUUUGUAUUUGAUCGUAAUGCCGGAGUCGCCUAGGUGGCUGCUUAUGAAGGGAAAACUGGAGGAAGCGUUGAAAAUUCUUGAAAAAAUGGCGAAAGUCAAUGGCAAACAGUUUCCGGCUGCAUUUAAGAACAAACUCGAGGAACGGGUUUUGAUGGAGAAAAGUAGGACCGUUAAAAAGGAGGAAGUUUCGAUCGGGGCGUUUGAUCUUUGCCGGACGCCAAACAUGAGACUGAAAACAAUACUGAUCACGUUGAAUUGGUUCGUCAACGAGACAGUUUAUCUAGGGUUAAGCUAUUACGGCCCUUCGCUGGGAGAGAAUCAGUAUUUGAGCUUUUUUCUAUCGUCACUGGUGGAGAUUCCUAGCUAUGUGAUAUGUUGGAUCGCUAUGGAUCGCUGGGGCCGACGGUGGCCAAUGUGUAUGCUGAUGAUCUUGGGAGGAAUAAGUUGCGUUGCCACAGUGGUACUACCCGAAGAUGCUGUAACAGAAACGUUGAUUCUGUAUCUUCUUUCAAAAUCGAUGAUAUCGGCGUCAUUUCUUAUUAUUUAUCCCUUUGCCGGAGAGCUGUAUCCUACACAGGUGCGUGGAGUAGGAAUAGGAACUUCCAGUUAUAUUGGAGGUCUGGGAUUGAUUGUGAUACCGUUCAUCACUUAUUUGGGCAAAGAAAACCUUAUUCUCCCCUUGGUGAUCAUGGGCUGCGUUUCAGUAGCCGGCGGGUUCACUGGACUGCGCUUACCGGAAACGCUACACCAUCGUUUGCCGCAAACCCUCGAAGAUGGUGAGCUCUUCGGUAAGGAUUGGACAUUCGAUGACUGCUUCCGGUGUGUGCCGACUAAAAAAUCACCCGUCAACUCGUACGAAAGUCUCUCUCAUGAGGCGUCCGAUACGGCCCUGGAGUUGAACACCGGCGUACCGAUUAAUGCCAGUUCGCACGAGCCAACAACUUCAACCGAAAAGACUCCGUUGGAGAUCGCUCGAUUGCGGAGGCAAUCCAUGAGGCGACUGGUUCGCCAGUCUAGUACCGUCGACACGCAGAAAUCGGCAGAUGGAGCUAUACAGUUAACCUAUUGGUUCUAACCAUUAUACAUUCGAAAGGAAGAGUGAUCAGGGUGUAAAUUAAAACGAAUUAGGGUUUUUGAACAUAUUUUAACAAUAAAGAAAUACGUAUAUGUAUAUUUCGGUUUCUCUGAUUCCUUAUAAUCGUAAUGUGCUCUGACAACAUUCACUUGUUAAAAUUAAAUUUCCAUCUUUUACUUUAACAUAUAUGUUAUGAGAAUUUUUACUUUUACAAUUGUCAUGCAUCUUGAAUUUACGCUUGGGUUGCCUUUAGAACUAUUUUCUUGUAACGCAUUUUCAUGGUAAUCAAGAUUUAAAAAAAAUGUUUUGCUGGAUGUUUCACACAGAUUUCAUUUUUCUGUUUUAAUAUUCGUCACUGAUUUUUGGGCGAUAAACUAUAUAAAAAUAAAACUUACACUAUUUAACAUACUUUGUUCGUAGCCGUUGGAUCGAUUUAUUAUCGGGACCUAACAUGAUUCUGCUAAGGUUGUGGUAUAGGCAAUUUCAGGAUAUGUUUUCUGCUGGUUUUAUAGUACAUUCACUAAUAGAACAGGUUGCCUUAGCUGACGAAAGAUUGGGGCGAUCGAACAGAAAACCAGUGGCUUCAACUUAAACUCGCUCAUCUACUUUGUACUAAUGCGUCAGAUUACAUUAUAUGAUAAGUAACUCUCUUGGUGUUUAAGAACAAAUACGAAAAGAUUCAUUAGAUAGUGUAUCCAGAAAUAAUAUAAUUAAUUAUUAUACAGAAUUGGUUGCAGCAAUUCGUUAAGUGAAAACGAACGAUAUAGGUAUAGAAUAGCCGAAGCUCAAUUAAUUUCUCUCAUUACACGAUUCAUUUGUUGUCAAGUUGAUCAAAAUAGUCUUUUACGUGAGAUGGGACGGCGAGUGGGUAUAUUUUGUUGUUUCAUUAAUUUCGUGUAAAUCAAAAUUUUCACAAUGUUAUAUUUAAGGAAAAAUAUCAGACAACAUCUAAAAAUUAAAAUUGGCCUUUUCGUGUUGUUCAAAGUAUGUAAAAUGUAUGUUGAACAUAUUUGGCGAUCAAUGUUUUCAUACUUUUUAUGAGUUACUCCUGCGUUAGUUUUUAGAUAGCUUUUAGAAAUUUCUUUCGAUUGGCCGUUCUGUGAUACACAAAAAUGUAAAAUUUGUAGAGUAAAUAGUUGAAAAGUCAAACUGGUUUGUUUAAGUCAUCAGUGUAUAGUAUCGUUAUCGCAAAUUCCUAUACGAACAAUUUUACGUGUAAAUAGCAGAUUGUUAAUUUUUCGAAAUAAACACAUGCAUAGAUUGAA
Molecule: messenger RNA, 3759 nt
Organism: Topomyia yanbarensis
Lineage: Eukaryota; Metazoa; Arthropoda; Insecta; Diptera; Culicidae
Product: carcinine transporter
Exons: 6
Coding region: 551-2494 (647 amino acids)
Biological process (GO): transmembrane transport
Cellular component (GO): membrane
Molecular function (GO): transmembrane transporter activity
Source: RefSeq, a predicted model, not a curated record